Odobenus rosmarus divergens (Pacific walrus) is the source of this 1871-nucleotide messenger RNA. RefSeq names its product scratch homolog 1, zinc finger protein (Drosophila) (gene SCRT1). The coding region runs from base 116 to 1168 and encodes 350 amino acids. Gene Ontology annotation, biological process: regulation of DNA-templated transcription. The record is from RefSeq and is a predicted model, not a curated record. Lineage: Eukaryota; Metazoa; Chordata; Mammalia; Carnivora; Odobenidae. Gene Ontology annotation, molecular function: DNA-binding transcription factor activity, RNA polymerase II-specific; RNA polymerase II cis-regulatory region sequence-specific DNA binding. The transcript is spliced from 2 exons.
GUGGGGACCCGUGCUGCCUCCGCCGCUCCUCGGAUGGUGACGGGGCCCCGCCGCGGCCGCAGCCCCCCCGCGCCCCGGCUCCGAAGGCCCGCAGCGCCGGAGCCCCGCAGGAAUCAUGCCCAGAUCCUUCCUGGUCAAGAAGGUCAAACUUGACACGUUCUCCUCGGCGGACCUCGAGAGCUCCUACGGGCGCGCCCGCAGCGACCUCGGAGUGCGACUGCACGAGAAAGGAUACCUCAACGACUACGCGGGGCCCGCCUCCGUCUACGAUGGCGAUGCCGAGGCGGCCUUGCUCAAAGGGCCGUCCCCAGAGCCCAUGUACGCUGCGGCCGUGCGUGGAGAACUGGGCCCGGCGGCCGCGGGCUCGGCACCGCCUCCUACCCCGCGCCCAGAGCUGGCCACAGCCGCGGGCGGCUACAUCAACGGCGACGCGGCCGUCAGCGAGGGCUACGCGGCUGACGCCUUCUUCAUCACCGACGGGCGCUCGCGCCGUAAGGCCGCCAACGCCGCCGCUCCCUCCACGGCCUCUGCCGCAGCUCCCGACUGCGACGGCGGAGGCGGGGCCGGGGCGGGUGCGCGCGGCGCUGGGUCGGGGGCCGGGGGCCGGGGCGGCGCGCGCGGGGGGGUGAGCACGGAGGCGCGCGCGGGGCCCGGGGCUGGCGGCGCAGGGGGCCGGCACGCUUGCGGCGAGUGCGGGAAAACGUACGCCACGUCGUCGAACCUGAGCCGCCACAAGCAGACGCACCGCAGCCUGGACAGUCAGCUGGCGCGGCGCUGCCCGACGUGCGGCAAGGUGUACGUGUCCAUGCCGGCCAUGGCCAUGCACCUGCUCACGCACGACCUGCGCCACAAAUGCGGCGUGUGCGGCAAGGCCUUCUCGAGGCCCUGGCUGCUGCAAGGCCACAUGCGCUCCCAUACAGGCGAGAAGCCCUUCGGCUGCGCGCAUUGCGGCAAGGCCUUCGCCGACCGCUCCAACCUGCGCGCGCACAUGCAGACGCACUCGGCCUUCAAGCACUUCCAGUGCAAGCGCUGCAAGAAGAGCUUCGCGCUCAAGUCCUAUCUCAACAAGCACUACGAGUCUGCAUGCUUCAAGGGCGGCGCUGGCGGCGGGGGCCCCGCGGCCCAGGCGCCCGCCGCUUCGCCGCGGCUCAGUCCUGUGCAGGCCUAGGGCGGCGGUACGUCCGCCAGCCCAGCCGGGUCGGCUCUCAGCAAUACGGGCCCCCAGGGAAGUCUCCGCCAGCGCCCGGGCGGAGGGGCCGGAGGGCGGGCCCCACCUCACAGCAAUAGAGGGAGGGGGCCCGGCCCCGCCCCGCCCGCCAGGGGCCUUGCCGGCCCCUUCAAGCAAUAGGGUCCUGAGGGGAGACCCACCCCGAACCCCCUCCCUUCCCCUCCAGGGUGCCCCAGGCUUUUUCCCAGCAAUAGGGUCGAGGAGACCCAGAACCGAACCUCAUCUCCGAGUUAGGUCUCUGAAGACGGGGGUGGGGUGAGGUGGGGAGCACCCCCCUCCUCCCUCCUCUGCGCCCCUGGAUCGCGUCGCAGAGACUCAGGUCUUCCCCACCCCUUUCCCAAGCCUUCCAAGGGCCAGGCCUGCGGCCUAGACGUCCAGGGAGCAGACAGGGGGAGGAGCAGGAGGGAGGGGCCUGCAGAGGCGUCCCUACUCCUCAGUCUUCGCUGAACCCCAGGAGUGAUAGACGCGUUGGGGAUCGGGGAGAGAGGCGGACGGCGGCACCCCUCUCCCUAGGGUUCUUUCUGGGGCCUCAGUCCAAGCCGCUCUCCCACCCUCGCCUCGCAUCCUCUGCCAAAUCCGAAUUCUUCCAGCCCAGCUUCCCGGGCUUUGUCCUUCAUAACGAAUAAUAAUGACGCAUAUCGAA